Messenger RNA from Trichomonas vaginalis G3, 1074 nucleotides. RefSeq lists its product as uncharacterized. The transcript has a single exon. The record is from RefSeq and is a predicted model, not a curated record. The annotation marks the transcript as partial. NCBI's taxonomy places the organism in Eukaryota, Parabasalia, Trichomonadida, Trichomonadidae.
AUGAACAAAAACGGAACCGCUAAAAUGAAUGAUAAUCAAAUUAGAGCAGAAGGUAGAAGGUUAUUUAAACGCUUCUAUAACAUUCCUGAUGGUGUUAAUCCUAAAACUCGUAGAAGCUAUUUAAAUGAAGCAAUAGAUGCAUAUGAAGGGUUUGACAUUUCAUCAGAAAGUGAGAGAUUAGCGAGAAUGUUAAAUGUUAAUAUUGAUUUCUAUUAUUGUGAUCCUCAACCAGAAGACGUGGACAUAAAUAAGGUAGACUUUCCAUUAGUGGAUUCAAUAAUGAUAGAUCCAGAAUUUGAAACAAUAAAUAUUUUAUUAACACAGAGUCCAUGUGGAAAACUUCACGCUGACAGAAUAACAGACGUUGAAGCACUCACCGGCUAUAGAGUUUGUCCAUAUUGUAAAGAAGAAGUUUAUUCUAUCCGUGAUGAUCCAGAAAGGAAAUACCAAAGAAGAUUUUUAAAGCAUUGCGAGAAAUGUAAAGAAAAUAAUGGAAGAUUAAUUCAAGACGUUCAAUUGCAAAAGACACAGCAACCAUAUGCACCACAUAUUACGAAACAGAAGAUAUAUCAGUGGUUAUUAGCUCAUAAUUUGCAGGAAUAUUAUCAACCGACAAGAUAUUAUAUUACUUUUGACUUCGAAACAUUAGAGACUAAAGAAGAAUUACAACUUUCUGAGUGUGCAACUUUGAACGCUUACUUAAAACCAUUCAUGGUAUCAUCAACGGUUAAAUUAAAUGAUAAAACGUAUACGAGGAAUUUUUGCUUAACUUCGAGUGAUUCUUUUAUUUCUGAUUGGAUUGAGUUUUUAUUUUCAACCUGUUCAUUAGUUGUUGAAUCAAAUAUUGAACAAUAUGAAGAAUUAAUGAAGUCCCAUACAUUAAAUGAAAAACAGAAGGAAGCAUUUAAAGAACUUCUAGAUGAGGAAUUCAAUAAAGUGAAUAUCAUAGGUUUUAAUUCGGGAAAGUUUGAUUUAAAUUUAAUUCUUCGUGAUUUAAACACUGCAAAAUGGAAAAUAAAAUCAAUACUGGGUUCAUCUUCACAAUUUAAGCAAAUCAUUGUAAAGAAAACAAAC